Molecule: messenger RNA, 456 nt
Organism: Strongylus vulgaris
Lineage: Eukaryota; Metazoa; Nematoda; Chromadorea; Rhabditida; Strongylidae
Source: the annotation of a GenBank genome assembly
AUGAUGAAAAGGAAGUUUAAGGUUCUCGGGCAUGCUUCCACCUGGGAAAUGGUUGAAGUGCUGCUUGCAAGUGAACACUAUACCAACAGCUCAUAUCACAGCGCUUUAGAUGAUUUCCGCAAUCUAUUUGACGAAUUUGCCGAGCAAAGUGGAGGUCAUUACAAUAAAAGGAAUCUUCGCGAGCUCGAAACUUAUAUCAGUGGACUACCUGUAGCUAGAUAUGGACUUCGCAAUACCGAUUGCGAGCAGUUUCGUCAAUUCUUGAGCGGUAUCAAGGCACAACGCUAUCAUCUCCAGUAUGCGUCAGUAAAAUGUGGAGCAAUGACUUUCUCAUACUGUAUGGCCUUUGCUUGUGAUCCUUUCGAAUACGGAAGAAGAAAUACAACUCCCGCAGCAAUUGGAUUUGGCCGAGCUUCUUCGAUCGUCGACACAACAACAAUGGAAUUGAUGGGAUAA